GUUACAAAGAUAGGAAUAGAAAGUGAAACUUGAAGAGAGCAGAUAUAUUGUGGCGUAACUGGUUUGCGAGUUACACACCGUCUUGUUUUCUCCUGGACAUUUUAUAUCGCCGGAGAUUUCCAGCUCAAAAGUGAAAUCCUGCUUUGGGUGUCGCCGAAUAACCGAGUCUCUAAUUAUUCUGGGACUGUGACAUCAUGUCUGGCUGGAGUACCUGGGUUUACGAUGAAGAGUCCUGGGACUCAGAACAUGAUUCUACCUGGGAGGACGAUGAGGAGGAUCUAAAAGAGUCAAAACCGAGAAGAAAAAAAAAUCGCCAGUAUUCUCGGAGUGGCAAAGCAGCUGAGGACUUGCAGCGAUACAGACAUGGCUACCCGAAUCCAAUGCUCAACCUGAAGUUCUACCGAAAUCUCAUACGCUUUGAACCUUAUGGAGUACAUAUAGAUGACCUGCACAACCACUGGAGACAUAAUUACUAUGAACUAGAAUCUAAUCAUAGCUACAUUCAAUGGCUGUUUCCACUACAGGAACCUGGUGUGAACAGAAGUGCCCGUGAACUUACGAAAGAGGAGAUUGAGGAAAUGAAGAAAGAUGAAGAGGUAAUGAGGAGGCUCAUAGAGUCCUAUAAGGUCAUGCUGGGAUUUUAUGGCAUUCAACUCGUAGACUCAAUGACUGGAAAGGUGGCCCGGGCACAGAACUGGGAGGACAGAUUUUCAAACCUUGAUACUCACACACAUAACAACCUCCGGAUCACACGUAUUCUUAAGUGUUUGGGGGAAUUCGGCUACAUACACUACCAGGCCCCGCUGGUCAAGUUCUUUCUGGAGGAGACCCUGUGUCACGGUAACUUAAGGAAUGUAAAAACAAGUGUGCUGAACUAUUUCAUGUUCACUUUGAAGAACAAGAGUGAGCGCAAGGACAUGGUCCUCUUUGCCUGGGAGAACUAUGAACCAAAAAAUAAGUUUAUCUGGGGUCCUGUAGAGACACUCCGAAAACUCAGACCUCCAGCACCUUCUAUUGAUGAUGGGUCAGAGGAUGUGCAAGCUGAGCAAGGAAAUAUUGCAAGAUUCCAGGAAACUGUUUGGUCAAAAGGUGACAGUGAUUUUCAAAGCAAAGCCGGAGAAAGUCAGCAAGAAAGCCGUGGCCACAUCGCUAGCAGUCAUGCAAAUGGAAAACAAACUAAAAAGCAUAAAGGGACAGGUAAAACGGAGUCCAAGAGCCUCUCAUCGGAGCGCGGCUCAGUAGAAAAAGAAAAUGUAUUAAGAAAUUACAAGGGAAACGAAGAAUCACCGGAAGAGUCUGGUAACAAGGAAAUUGAAAUGACGCUACCUGAGUUAAUAGAAGUCAGUGAAAAUAGAAAGUUAGAAGAUUUAACUCUUGACAAGAAGAAAGGUGGGUCACCAGCUGAGUCUAAGUUAGAAGAUGAUAAAGACAAGAUGGGGCUACCAAUAAAUGCUGGGCCAGAAGAAGGCAAGGAGAAUAGAGAGCAAGCAGUGCAGUCUGGGGCAGCAGAUGACAACCAUAAUAAAGAGUCACCAACAGACUGGGAGUCAAGAAAUAAUAAGGAGACAGAAGGGCCACCAGCGAAGUCUGGCUCAGAAGAAAAAAAUAAAAAAGGAGAGGAUCCAAAGCAAACUGGGUCAGCAGAUGACAAGGAUAAUAAAAGCCCAACAGCGGAAUGUGACUUAGAAAAUAACAGGGAGAAAGAAGGGUCGAAAAUAGCGUCCAAGUCAAAAGAUGAUGGGGAGAAUGAAGAGAACACAAUGCAGUCUAGGUCAGAAGAUGACCAGAAUAAUAAAGGCCAACAAACAGAAUGUGAAUCGGGAAAUAAAGAGAAAAAAGGGCCAUUAACAGAAUCUACCCCUGAAGAAGACAAGGAAAAAGAGGAUCCAAGGCAAUCUGGGUCAGCACAUGACAUAGAUAAUAAAGGCCCAACAGCAGAAUGUGAAUUGGGAAAUAACAAGGAGAAAGGAGGGCCAUCAACAGAGUCUACCCCUGAAGAAGACAAGGAAAAAGGAGAGGAUCCAAGGCAAUCUGGUUCAGCAGAUGACAAGGAUAAUAAAGGCCCAACAGCAGAAUGUGACUUAGAAAAUAACAGGGAGAAAGAAGGGUCGAAAAUAGAGUCUAAGUCAAAAGAUGAUGGGGAGAAUGACGAGCACACAAUGCAGGCUAGGUCAGAAGAUGAACAGAAUAAUAAAGGGCAACAAACAGAAUGUGAAUCGGGAAAUAAGGAGAAAGGAGGGGCAUCAACAGAGUCUACCCCUGAAGAAGACAAGGAAAAAGGAGGGGAUCCGGUGCAACUUGGAUUAGCAGAUGACAAGGAUAACAAAGGCUCAAUAGCAGAAUCUGACUUUGAUAAUAACAGGGAGAAAGAAGAGCCACAAAUAAAGUCCAAGUCAGAAGCUAAAGGGGAUAAUGGAAAAAAGCCUAUGCAGUCUAGGUCAGAAGAGCACAAGGAUAGUAAAGGGCAACCAACCAAAAGUAAGUCAGGAAAUAACAACCAGAAAGGAGGACCAUCAACAAAGUCUACCUCCAAGAAGAACACAAGGAAAUAGUAGAGGAUCCAAUAAAAUAUGAGUCUAAUGCCUUAUACACACGAUCUGGCUUUUGCCCGACCAAACUCACAUCGGAAUUUCCGACGGAAUUUCAUCGGAGUAAAA
Rana temporaria (common frog) is the source of this 2657-nucleotide messenger RNA. Its product is annotated as opioid growth factor receptor-like. The transcript is spliced from 9 exons. Gene Ontology annotation, cellular component: membrane. Gene Ontology annotation, molecular function: opioid growth factor receptor activity. The coding region runs from base 195 to 2552 and encodes 785 amino acids. The record is from RefSeq and is a predicted model, not a curated record. Lineage: Eukaryota; Metazoa; Chordata; Amphibia; Anura; Ranidae.